GACAGCACCUGUACGCCUCCGAUCCGAUCCGAUUAUUUAGGAUUUACACCGUUACUUUUGGGGAACCUUUAUUCUGCUCUAGACUCGCGAACAGUAGUAGGCGUUUCUUCCGGAGCCCCCUACCUUCCGCGACCAUCAUACCAAGAACGUACCCCCGCAAGACAUAGGUAGUACACCACCGUGCGCUACUUCUAGGCUCUCGCCGUCUAACGAGAGUGCAACUGCAGUCGGCGGUCGACUUGUGUACGGUUCACGGGGAACGCGGAGAACGUGUUCGUUCCGUCUCGCGAUAGUUUCGGCAAGAUCCAAGAAAGAGAGAUGAGAAUCAUAAUUCUAGUCACAUUUGUCAUGGCUAUUCUGAUGGGAGUUUCGACGCAGAAUUUUAGACAUUUCUUCGCAGGAUUUAAUCCUUAUAUCCAGUCCGCAGUAAUGAGAGAUCCGAGAUCGAAUAGAGGUCCAAUACUAUUUCCACCUGGGCCAGCACCAAACUCAGGUGACACCAGUGGUGUCAUUGUGGGCGCGAGCGGAUACGGAUUCGUGCCACCCACCGCAGGUUACUUCACUUAUUUCUACUACUAAACAUCGAACAACAUCAAAAAGAUGACAACUUAAAGAUCAAGAUUUCGAACAUUACGACUCGCAGAUUCUAGUUGAAAAAAUUGUGGUAAAUUUUUGUAGAUCAAUAUUACGCGACCAUUGAAAGAAGGAUAAGACAAGUCUAAGAUAAUAUUUGAACAAUUGCUUUUUUAUUCAUUCGAAGCGUGAGAAUAUCUAUCUUCCGUUAAUUUUGCUAGAUUGCGUAAAAUUCUCAAGAUAAAAAAAACUAUUAGUGCAAUAAUAAUAAAUAGAAUAAUGUAAUUGUGUUAAGAUAAAAAAAUUUAGAAAAAAAAAUAGUUCCUUAUCGAAACAUAAUGAAUAAAUUUGCAAAAUUUAAUCCAAAAAAUGAAAAUUUUACGAAAGAGCAUAAUAAAUGAAAUCUAUAUUUUCUUAUCUCUUCAAUCAAAGAUUAUUUAAAAUCAUCUAUUAUCAACGGCAAUAAUAUUGAAAUUGAUAUUAUGCUUUCUACUUGAUCUUGAUGCCGCAAUAAUCCCGUAUACGGCUACGAGAACGUCCAUUAUCUACAUAUAAUGAGGUCUAGGAAAGUCGUAUUUUAUGGUACAUUAUAUUACGGGUACUCGCGCCUUUGCGUGGCAGUAACGUUAAGGCGUGUACAAUUAAUAGCGACAGAAAGCAUUGUGUACGACAGUGUGCAAUCCUAGAACAAAGCGAGCGAGACUGAGUUGCGAUCCGCUCCGGUAUUACGUCAAGAUAUCCGCUUAUAAAAACGAGAUCGGUAAAUAUGAACGGGUCCGCGCUCCGUUGAAUUUAUAAAAUCGUUAAAACCGGUGGUAUGUUUUGCCAACUGGUAAGUUAUUUAUUGCGACUGCAAUGGCGAUUUAAUUAAGUAUAGAUAGCCUUUUUCGCGAGUAAAUAGCCGUAAUAUGAUCCCAUGAUCGAUCGGUGUUUAAAAUGUUAUCGCCGUGCAAUACGAUACAGUUUGACAAGUAAUACGUAACGUUAUAUGUAAAUAUGCUAUAUAUUACGAUACAGAAUAAGAGAGAAAUGGACAGAAGCCGUGAAUCUAUCUCAAUGAAGGUGUGUUACCAAUGCUUUCGUUUUCUAAAUCUAAACGCAAUUUUUUCUGAACGCGAGAUACGUUCUAUGUUACGCUUAUCGCGUUCGGCUUCUCGGUUAAUUUAAUCCGUAUUUCCUAUUUUUAAUCACUCGGUGCACGCUAGCAAAAAAAUAUGUAAAUUCAGUUUUAUUGAUCCAUAAUGGCCGAAAAUGUACAGAUUCUAGAUAUAAUUAAUUCGCAUUUACAAAUUUUUGUAGACAAAUGAACAUGGCCGAUCUUAGAAGAUUUUGAUAAGAAUUUUUCUAAGAAACAUGUAAAUAUUAUGUAAUCUGUAUGAAUGGAAUAAAAAAGUGGCUACAUA
Messenger RNA from Cataglyphis hispanica, 1976 nucleotides. RefSeq lists its product as uncharacterized. The transcript is spliced from 4 exons. The record is from RefSeq and is a predicted model, not a curated record. NCBI's taxonomy places the organism in Eukaryota, Metazoa, Arthropoda, Insecta, Hymenoptera, Formicidae. Bases 319 to 579 code for a protein of 86 amino acids.